This is a messenger RNA of Aspergillus brunneoviolaceus CBS 621.78, 626 nucleotides long. RefSeq lists its product as uncharacterized. The record is from RefSeq and is a predicted model, not a curated record. The coding region runs from base 118 to 606 and encodes 162 amino acids. Lineage: Eukaryota; Fungi; Ascomycota; Eurotiomycetes; Eurotiales; Aspergillaceae. The transcript has a single exon.
CUUGUUGCCGAAACCUCCUCGGUCCAACACCCGCUCUGGGUUCUGGUGAGAUGAUUGGACUGCUCUCGCCGCUGCGGUUAGCCGCGAGUCCCCUCUCAGCACUGGCAUGGACUAAUCAUGCUCUGGCAGUUGUUGAACAUUGCUGUUUGCGGCAUCAAUCUGAGAAUGAUCCGGCUUGGACUGGGGAGACAGGUUGAAACAGUGUCUCCAGCAGACCUGGUCUCUUUACUGAAGCUGUUAUGGGUGGUAUACUUCUUAGUACUUGGGGGGACCUCAAUAGCACGAGCGUCCGCUCUGUUUUUCUACGGAAGGGUUCUCAGCCAAGGUCCCUCUCGCUUCCGAUAUGCGCUCUGGAUAGUGCAUGGAUUGAAUAUCGCAUGGUCGAUCAGUACUAUCCUCGUCAUCUUUCUCACAUGUUCUCCGAUCGAAAGAAAACUGGAUGCCAGAUCUGCCGGGCACCUGCAUAGAUACAAGGAGCUUGUGGCUAGGCUUUGGAACGCCGGAUCUCAUUAUCGAUAUCCUCGUCCUACUCUUGCCCUUGCCCAUGCUCUGGAAGCUGCACUUGAGGCUCAUGCGGAGGCUUCUUCUAGCUGGAGUAUUCACUAGCGGAUACCUGUAAGUAGAGC